Molecule: messenger RNA, 3793 nt
Organism: Physeter macrocephalus (sperm whale)
Lineage: Eukaryota; Metazoa; Chordata; Mammalia; Artiodactyla; Physeteridae
Gene: ATP6V0A1
Product: ATPase H+ transporting V0 subunit a1
Exons: 19
Coding region: 88-2265 (725 amino acids)
Biological process (GO): proton transmembrane transport; vacuolar acidification
Cellular component (GO): vacuolar proton-transporting V-type ATPase complex; plasma membrane; vacuolar proton-transporting V-type ATPase, V0 domain
Molecular function (GO): ATPase binding; proton-transporting ATPase activity, rotational mechanism
Source: RefSeq, a predicted model, not a curated record
AAGAACUGUAAGAGCUGGAGAGAUUUCUCUGCAUCUUUUACCAUAAGCACCAUAACAUAUGAGAGCGUAAAGAAGACUGGAAAACAGAUGGCGGAUCCAGACCUGUUGGAAGAAUCCUCAUCGCUCUUGGAGCCAAGUGAGAUGGGAAGAGGCACGCCUUUAAGACUUGGCUUCGUGGCUGGUGUGAUUAACCGGGAGCGCAUCCCUACUUUUGAGCGCAUGCUUUGGCGGGUGUGCCGGGGGAAUGUGUUCCUGCGGCAGGCUGAAAUCGAGAACCCCCUGGAGGAUCCUGUGACUGGAGACUACGUGCACAAGUCUGUGUUCAUCAUUUUCUUCCAAGGCGAUCAGCUGAAAAACAGAGUCAAGAAAAUCUGUGAAGGGUUCCGGGCCUCACUCUAUCCCUGUCCUGAGACGCCACAGGAGAGGAAGGAGAUGGCUUCUGGAGUUAACACCAGGAUUGACGAUCUCCAAAUGGUUCUGAAUCAAACGGAGGAUCACCGCCAGAGGGUUCUGCAGGCAGCUGCUAAGAACAUCCGUGUCUGGUUCAUCAAAGUGCGGAAGAUGAAGGCCAUUUACCACACUUUGAACCUGUGCAAUAUAGAUGUGACCCAGAAGUGCCUGAUUGCGGAGGUCUGGUGCCCUGUCACUGACCUUGACUCCAUCCAGUUUGCGCUCAGGAGGGGCACGGAACACAGUGGCUCCACCGUGCCCUCCAUCCUGAACAGGAUGCAGACAAACCAGACUCCCCCAACCUAUAACAAAACCAACAAGUUCACGUGUGGCUUUCAGAACAUAGUGGAUGCUUAUGGAAUUGGAACUUACCGAGAGAUAAAUCCAGCUCCAUAUACCAUCAUCACUUUCCCUUUCCUAUUUGCUGUGAUGUUUGGGGACUUUGGCCACGGCAUUUUGAUGACCCUUUUUGCUGUAUGGAUGGUGUUAAGGGAGAGCCGGAUCCUCUCCCAGAAGAAUGAGAAUGAGAUGUUUAGCACUGUGUUCAGCGGACGGUACAUUAUUCUGCUGAUGGGUGUGUUCUCCAUCUACACUGGCCUCAUCUACAAUGAUUGCUUUUCCAAGUCUCUUAAUAUCUUCGGGUCAUCCUGGAGUGUGCGGCCAAUGUUUACUUUAUACAAUUGGACGGAAGAGACGGUUCGGGGGAACCCUGUCCUCCAGCUGAACCCAGCUGUCCAUGGAGUUUUCGGUGGACCAUAUCCUUUUGGCAUCGAUCCAAUUUGGAACAUUGCUACCAAUAAACUGACCUUCCUCAACUCCUUUAAGAUGAAGAUGUCUGUUAUCCUUGGUAUCAUCCACAUGAUGUUUGGAGUCAGCCUGAGCCUUUUCAACCAUACCUAUUUCAAGAAGCCCCUGAAUAUCUACUUUGGAUUUAUUCCAGAAAUAAUCUUCAUGACCUCUUUGUUUGGCUACUUGGUUAUCCUUAUUUUUUACAAGUGGACAGCCUAUGAUGCUCACACAUCUGAGAAAGCACCAAGCCUUCUGAUCCAUUUCAUAAACAUGUUCCUCUUUUCCUAUGGGGACUCUGGUAAUUCGAUGCUGUAUUCUGGACAGAAAGGAAUUCAGUGUUUCCUGGUAGUGGUCGCGCUGCUGUGUGUCCCUUGGAUGCUGCUGUUUAAACCACUGGUCCUUCGCCAUCAAUAUUUGAGGAGGAAGCAUUUGAUAGAGCUGCGCUUGUUAGGAGACUUUGUUCGCAUUAAGCUUUUCACGCAAGCGGGACUCUCGGUCGGCGUUGGCCAAGGCAAGGGAACUCUCAACUUUGGUGGGAUCAGGGUGGGCAACGGACCGACAGAGGAGGAUGCUGAGAUUAUUCAGCAUGACCAGCUCUCCACCCAUUCAGAGGACGCAGAGGAGCCUACCGAGGAUGAAGUGUUUGAUUUUGGGGACGCCAUGGUGCACCAGGCCAUCCACACCAUUGAGUACUGCCUGGGCUGCAUCUCCAACACCGCCUCCUACCUGCGGCUCUGGGCCCUCAGCCUGGCACAUGCACAGCUGUCUGAGGUGCUUUGGACCAUGGUGAUUCACAUCGGCCUAAGCGUGAAGAGCUUGGCGGGAGGUUUGGCGCUCUUCUUCAUCUUCGCCGCCUUCGCCACCCUGACCGUGGCCAUCCUCCUGAUCAUGGAGGGCCUCUCCGCCUUCCUCCACGCGCUGCGGUUACACUGGGUGGAAUUCCAGAAUAAAUUCUACAGCGGGACGGGUUUCAAGUUCCUACCCUUCUCCUUCGAGCACAUCCGAGAAGGGAAGUUUGACGAAUGAGCCCCUCAGGGGGGGCUGUGCGCCCUCUGCCCCGCCCCCGCUCCCUCCACGGUGAUUCGCCCGUGCUCUGCUUGCCCCGUUGGUCGUGAUCCCUGGGUAUCAGGGCAUCUGAGUCAUCCCUGCCGCCCUUCCCCCAGCCACCUGUGAGUCAUUUAGGUAGACCCAGCCCUUCCUGGGUCCCCCGCCACCUCCAGCUUUGUGUGUUGUAGUGCAGUGAUUUUCUGGAGAGAAGCGGGCCGAGCAGAGUCACUCAAGCCCACUCCCGCUGGGCACCCUCCUUGCCCUCCCAGCCUCUGUCCAGCCCUUCCCCUGCCCCCUGGUGGUGAAGCAGUUUGUGCAUUUACACAGGAGCCCAGAGCGCUUGGAGGGAGCGCCUUCACUGUCCACACCCAGACUUUGAGACCCCUGCUCCUGCCACUCUCCUUCCUGGUUGGGGAUGGGGUGCCCUUUAACACUCCCCACUCUUGGAUUAGCAGGGGUGGGUCCAGGAAGAUGGUGUUUCUGUCCUCUGCCCACCCCCUCCGGUCUCCAGUGCGCUCGUUAAUCAGGGAUUCAGCUGGACCCAACUGUGCCAGCGUGCGUGGCUUCUCCCUGGCAGCCCCCAGGGUCCCUGGAUACCCUGCACCACCUUCCUGACCCCCACCCUAAACUCACACCCUCUCCUCCUCCUUCCCAGGAUGCCCUUUUAGCACCCAGCGUAACAUACACAGUGGGGAGGACCCAAAGCAGAGGUCCGGGCUGGCUCCUCUGGUGGCUGCUUCUCAGGCCGUGCAUGGGCCGCAAGCACGCCCUCGGGGCAGAGGGUCCAAGUCCACGCUCUUUCCUGGUGCAGAGCCGGAGACCUUUCCCCACCCCCAAUCACGAGUCUUGAGUGCAGAACUGUCGUCAUCAGGGGUGGGUCUGCCUGCAGACCUGCCUUGCUCUGCCCACCGGCGCCCCUCCCCACUUCCACACCGACCCCAAGUCGAGCAAGUGGCUCCUGGGCAGGGAAAGUCAACGUCAUUUACCAUUUGCUGACUGGAGGCAGCUGGCAGGGCCGCCAGUGUGUGCGGCGGUGAGAGCUGCGUGGCCCUGCCCUGUGGGCUGGUGCGGAGCGCCCCCAGAGGGCCGCCGCCCUGUCACCCCCACGCCGGGACGUGGAUCUUGGGGCCUUUUAAUCACGCGUUGGCACAGCAGCCCUGGCUGCUUCAGCUAAAUUGAUCCCCGUGCCUUCAGUGGGCGAGAGGACCCCCUCAAUUGGUCGGCCCCUUCCCCCCCCACCCCGACCCCCUGCUCGUCUGGGAGCUGCUUGGCGCUGCUCACUGGACUCUCCCAGGCUGGGCCACCCGCCCCAGCUUCACCGCGCAGUAGCCAGUGUGACCCGACCCAGCCCUUGUGCAGAGCCCCCUCCCGUCCAGUCCCUGUGGUUUACAUGACGAUCUUUGCUCUGUUUACGGCAGGGGUUUGAAGCAGAGUUCUUUAUCAGGAAUCCUGCCCAAGGCCCUUCUGUUCAGACAUUCCCGUGCGGAAUAAAGUGUGUUUGACUUUG